This is a messenger RNA of Lathyrus sativus (Indian pea), 477 nucleotides long. NCBI's taxonomy places the organism in Eukaryota, Viridiplantae, Streptophyta, Magnoliopsida, Fabales, Fabaceae. The record is from the annotation of a GenBank genome assembly.
AUGUCCGGUUUGCCUAACCACUCAUUGAAAUUGAAGGCUGGUACAAUCAUCAUGUUGAUAAAAAAUUUGGAUCAAUCUGAAGGCCUUUGUAAUGGUACAAGGUUAACCGUUACAAAGUUAGGCAAUCAUGUCAUUGAAGCAAAGAUCAUUUCAGGUACAAAUAUUGGAAAUAUUAUUUAUAUCCCCAGAAUGUCUUUGUCUCCUUCCCAAUCUCCAUGGCCAUUUAAACUUAUUAGAAGACAAUUCCCAAUUAUAGUGUCAUUUGCUAUGACAAUCAACAAAUCUCAAGGACAAUCGUUGGACUAUGUUGGAUUAUAUUUGCCAAAGAAUGUUUUCAGUCAUGGACAACUUUAUGUUGCCAUUUCAAGGGUUAAGAGCAAAGCUGGAUUGAAAGUUUUAAUACACGACAAAGACAACAACUACUUAACUCAAACAACAAAUGUGGUCUUCAAAGAAGUUUUCCACAAUGUCAUAUAG